AUGUCGUUUACCACCGACAUAUGGACUUCUAUCACGACUUUGAGUUAUAUGGUCAUUACAGCUCAUUUCAUUGAUAUGGAUUGGCAACUACAUAGAAGAAUUAUUAGUUUUAGUCCUAUUUCUGAUCAUAAAGGAGAGACCAUUGCCAAUCAGUUUUUAAGAUCUUUGGAUGAUUGGGGUAUUGAGAAAGUAUUUGCUAUCACAUUGGAUAACGCAAGCGGCAAUGAUAAAGCUAUUAGUGUUUUGAAAGAGAGAUUGGGUAAUAGAAACAAUGAUGCUUUGAUGAUGAAUGGUGAUUUUAUGCACGUACGUUGUUGUGCACACAUUCUUAACUUGAUUGCCAAUGAAGGUCUUGAUGAGAUAAGUAAAAGCAUCAUAAGUGUUCGUAAUGCCGUAAAAUAUGUGAGGUCUUCAAGUUCAAGAUUGGAAUCAUUUAAGCGUUGGGUGGAGAUUGAGAAGAUAACAAGAGGAAGUGUGGUACUGGAUUGUGUUACUAGGUGGAACUCCACCUACUUGAUGUUGAAAAGUGCACUUAAGUAUAAAGUUGCAUUUGAUAGGAUGGCUGAUAUGGAUAAACCUUAUGAUGCGUGGUUCAAAGAGCUUGAUUCUAAUGGAAAGAAGAGGAAAGGACCUCCAAUGGCGAUUGAUUGGGACAAAGCUCGUCAUAUGGUAAAGUUCUUGAAAGCUUUCUAUGAUUCGACUUUAGCAUUCUCUUCUUCUAUAAAGGUGACAUCAAAUGGUUGUUUUAAUGAGAUAUGCAAAAUUCAGUCAAGUGUGCAAAGUAUGGCUUUUAGCCAAGAUUCUGAUUUGAGUGAGAUGGCUUCUGCAAUGACGACCAAGUUUGAAAAAUAUUGGGAAGGUACAGGAAAAAUCAAUAAGAUAUUGAUAAUUGCUAGUGUACUUGAUCCUCGUCGCAAAAUGGUAUUUACAAUGUUCAGCUUUGAACACAUCUAUGGAAAAGGUAAUCCAAAAUGCCUGGAAAUGAAGAAAUUGGUGACUGAUGUUUUGGAGAAACUAUUUAAAAUAUAUAGUGCUCGAUAUGCCAAUUCAAGACUACAAUCUUCUGCUACCGGUGAUGGUGAGAAUGUAACCCAAGUACACCAAGACUUUUAG
Camelina sativa (false flax) is the source of this 1113-nucleotide messenger RNA. The record is from RefSeq and is a predicted model, not a curated record. Lineage: Eukaryota; Viridiplantae; Streptophyta; Magnoliopsida; Brassicales; Brassicaceae.